Tarenaya hassleriana is the source of this 1248-nucleotide messenger RNA. Its product is annotated as homeobox-leucine zipper protein HAT14-like. Lineage: Eukaryota; Viridiplantae; Streptophyta; Magnoliopsida; Brassicales; Cleomaceae. The record is from RefSeq and is a predicted model, not a curated record. The transcript is spliced from 4 exons. Gene Ontology annotation, biological process: regulation of DNA-templated transcription. Bases 136 to 1104 code for a protein of 322 amino acids. Gene Ontology annotation, molecular function: sequence-specific DNA binding; DNA-binding transcription factor activity, RNA polymerase II-specific.
AAAAGCUCUAGCCUCUCUCUAUACGUUUACAAUAAAAACUCCAUCCCACAAGAAGUUUUCUCUCUCUCUCUCUCUCUCUCUCUCUCUCAGUCCUUUAUCUUCUUCCUCUUCUUAUUCUUCUCCUUUCUAUAAGGCAUGGAAUUGGCCUUGUCUCUCGGAGACAGUACGAAACAAUACUUCCCAUUUCUUGACAAGCAACCGACGACGAUGAUCGAUCCUUCAUCGUCGUCUUCGGACAAGGAUCUAGGGUUUUGCAUGGGUUUAGAUGUGGGUUUUGGUCGGGGAUCAUCAUCGUCAUCAUCGUCGGAGGGGGAGAAACCGGCACCACCGAAAUAUUCAGACAGAUUUAGGGUUUCUUCGACCACAGAUCCGCCAUUAAAGCUUGAUCUCCGUCCUUUCUCUCCUGUUCCUCGUUCUAACCAGCUUCAUUUUCCUUGGCCACCGGAAAACGGGGGGAGCAGAGGAGGAAGAAGAGUAGAGACCAGCAAGCUCUGUGAAACCCUAACCCUAACGGAAGAGGAGACUGAUCAUCGCCAUUGUAGCGUAACAUCGUCGUCGUUUUGUUUGGAUUUCGGGAUAAGGAGCGACGGGAAGAGGGAGGAGAUGGAGAGAUCAGCUUCGAGGGCGAGCGAUGAGGAAGAGAACGUUUCUUCAACCCGCAAGAAACUGAGGCUCUCCAAAGAACAAUCUGCUUUUCUCGAAGAGAGCUUCAAAGAACACAGCACCCUUAAUCCUACACAUAAGCUUGCUUUGGCGAAGCAAUUGAACCUUCGUCCUCGCCAAGUUGAAGUCUGGUUCCAGAACAGAAGAGCAAGGACAAAGUUGAAGCAGACAGAAGUGGAUUGUGAAUACCUAAAGAGAUGCUGUGAGACACUGACAGAAGAGAACAGGAGAUUACAAAAGGAGCUCCAAGAACUAAGGGCCUUGAAGUCUUCAAGACCUUUCUACAUGCAGCUUCCCGCCACCACUCUCACCAUCUGCCCUUCUUGCGAGCGCGUGGGCUCCACUGCCACCGCCGCCGCACCGCCCUCCGGCUCAAGCCCCGGCCUUGCCACGUCUUUGAGCCGGCCGGCCAAGUCCCAAGUGGCAGACCAAGUCUCGUGAGGUGAGAUCUUGUUGGAACAACAAAAGAGGGUAUUAUUACGUUGGAGAGUUUUUUUUUUUAUUUUCUUUUUUUCCAUAUUUGUUAAUAUAUAUAUUUACUUUCAUUUAUUUGGAAUACAACGUGAUGUCUCCAUUUUUAUUUUA